CCGUUCCUACCAGAGAACCAUCACAAAAUAGCAGGUGUCCGUAGAAUGCCACGCGACGAAAGUGCUCUUGAGCUGGAUCGGAACGGUAAAGAAUGAUAUAUCUGGGAAAUCAUGAAAGUUUUCCUAGCACAAGACUAUUUCCAUUUCAAGGGAAGUGUGAUUUUAGAUGAAUAAAAACAUAUCCACUGUUUGUUCCACCCGCAAUUAAGUGCUCUCUCUAUCACAUCUCUCGUUCACUCAUCUAUCAUCAAAAUCUCACGUGCUGACAGCAAACAGAGAUAAAAAGUAUUUAUUCUCUGGAUUUAAUUCAGACUUUGAUGGAUGAAAAGCUCUGUAUCUAAGGUGGGAACGUAAAAGAAGAAAACGAAUCAAAAUGAUAAAAAAACGACAUGGUUCGAACAGCAGUCGCCUCAAAGUGAAUUCGAGCGAUGGAAUUUUUGUUUUCUUCCCUUUCGAUUGAGUUUUUUCCCAGAAAGAGAAGUUAAUCUUGGUUUUAUAGCCAAUCGAUUUUAAUUUCCUUGGACAUUUAAUACCACCAGUUUGAAAUUCGGAAAUUUUUUUCUUAAUAAAAGAAGAUAGAAUAUUGUGAUUUAUGUGAAAUAGGUAGUGUACAACUGUGCCAUUCCUUCAUUUGUGGAUUUAAAAGUGAAACUGUCUUAUUGAUCGUUUUUUACACAUUAUCUACUCCCUCAACAUAAAACUGCAUAUCAACUGCAAGUCAUUCUCUCAAAAGUACGCCGUAUUUGUGACUGAUACAUACAACUAUUUAUCCUCUUUGCUGUGGCUUUUUUGGAGAAAAAAAAUGUGUGAAAGAAUUUUAUACAUUUAAUUGGCGAUAUUUGAUUUCGAUAAUCGAUCUUUUGAUACAGCGUGACGGAUACACGAUAAUGCCAAAUUUUAAUCAUUAGUGAAUAAGUCAUUGCGAAGUUGAACUGUCGAAAAUGGCUAUUUCCCCUACUGCCAAUGGUUCCGCCAAUAGACCAAUGACUCUUGCACCACCGUCUAUCGGCAGACCCAGGAAAUACAGUUUACCCGUUAUUUACCCUAGACCUUCUUUGUCCGUGUACGCAAAUGCCGCGGAAACCACGAAAGAAUCGUUGUCGCGACGCAGGAAGUUCAGUCAGGUUGGACAGGUGAUGGGACAUCGUCUGUCCACCACAAUAGGAUGGCGCAGUCCCAUUUCCCAACAUGAUGUCGUCAACCAAGCCAAAAGUUUGUGCGGGAGAUAUCUAAGAGCCAAGCUCAGGUCCUGUUCCGCUGUCCACAAGAAACUUGGUCUCCAAAGACUGAAGAGUGUUAGCAACUUAGCUUGUGGCUCAAACACAGCAGAGAUAGCCAACGAGCUUCGAUUGCUGACCAAUGAAUUGGAGAACCUACAUCCAAAGCUGUUCCAAAGCGUGGCGUCCAAUCUGGGCCUGCACAAUCUUCCUUCUGAAGCCAUGGUUCACAAUCUAUUCGCUGCCGUAGCUGAGGAGAUCUUCCGGGGCGACGUGACGUGGGGCCGUAUUGUGGCCCUUUUUGCAAUGACGGGGGCCCUCGCCAUGGACUGCGUGAAAAGUGGCCACCCGGAAUACGUGCUAGGGCUGGUCCAAAGAAUGGGCAUAUUUGUAGAAAAAGAUGUGGCUGCUUGGAUAUGCCAACAAGGUGGAUGGGCAACUCUUCUGACGAGAUUCAAGAAAGACACCAGCAAUUCCUAUGCAAAAGAGGCCAUAUGUUCUUUCUUCGUCGUAGUGAUUUUAAUGAUCAUCGUUUGGUGGAUUUUCCUAUAACCCUUUUUUCCUACCUUCAUCAUCCCGAUGUGUUUUUGUGUGAAUAAAGUUUAACUUAUUUCUCC
This is a messenger RNA of Argiope bruennichi, 1834 nucleotides long. RefSeq names its product bcl-2-related ovarian killer protein-like. Bases 942 to 1769 code for a protein of 275 amino acids. The transcript has 4 exons. Gene Ontology annotation, biological process: regulation of apoptotic process; intrinsic apoptotic signaling pathway in response to DNA damage; extrinsic apoptotic signaling pathway in absence of ligand. Lineage: Eukaryota; Metazoa; Arthropoda; Arachnida; Araneae; Araneidae. Gene Ontology annotation, cellular component: mitochondrial outer membrane. The record is from RefSeq and is a predicted model, not a curated record. Gene Ontology annotation, molecular function: protein homodimerization activity; protein heterodimerization activity.